This is a messenger RNA of Rasamsonia emersonii CBS 393.64, 1746 nucleotides long. RefSeq names its product C6 finger domain protein. The transcript is spliced from 2 exons. NCBI's taxonomy places the organism in Eukaryota, Fungi, Ascomycota, Eurotiomycetes, Eurotiales, Trichocomaceae. The record is from RefSeq and is a predicted model, not a curated record. The coding region runs from base 1 to 1746 and encodes 581 amino acids.
AUGUUCACUCGGGGUCACCACUGUGCAAUGGCUUAUACAAUGGAGAGACUCGAACAAGCCUUGAGACUUUUCCGCAAGUCUAAACGAAGGCUGAGCAAGUGCGGUUUGCCGCAUAAGCAUCUCGAGGACUGCAUCAAAUCCAAGUACGACUUGCGUAUUAGAGAACCAUAUCACGACAAGGUGCUAGAUUUGCUUGAUGAAACUGAUAAUAACGAUUCCGACGUCGAUUAUGACCCUCGUCAAGCAUUGCGCAAGAAGCGACCUGCGCCUACCAAUUCGGCACAAGAGAGACCCGCGAAAAGACGGAAAGAAAAUGGCUUGUCGUCCACCAGACAACGUGACACUCUUCCAAUCACAUUAAAGCUGUCAUCCGCUACAGGCAGGUCUCUUCUCUCCAAAAUCGCCUUUCCCAUCAACCGCGGUCUGGACAACGAUGAUGGUCAUUUCUCUGCCGGUAGUCAACCCUAUCUCCCAACGACGUUGUCGUCAGGACGGCACUCACUUCGCAGUCGUGACAAUAUUCCCAUUCCCCGGAACGCCCGAAGCGGAUCUGAGCCUCGAAGUACGCGGAGUCUACUGAGUCUAGAUCCCGACCAUCCCGCAGCUCGAGGAUUAUGUAGAGAAGAUCAAGUGGACUGUGACCUCAUCAUUCCUCCAGGACAGAAGCGUGGUUGCGAAAAUUGCAAAAGAAAGGGGCUCGUCUGUUCCUAUGACGAGGAACAGGAAGAUCACCGUCUUCCUUGUCAGCAAUGUCAGAAGGCCAAAUUGCAAUGUAUUGCUGGACCGGCAGACGAUAGGCACCAGUCUGAUCCAUCGACUGUGGACGCAUCAGACAAAGAAUCGCCAUGUUCGCCCUUUUCCUCCGUUUCCCUACUGCCGCAAUCUUCGCAGUCAUCUCUCUCCGAGACGAAUUCGAUCAAUUCACUACAUUCGCUCUCGGUUUGUGCAAAUUUGCCCGGUGUCAAAGGGUUUCAGCCAACCAGUUGCCUUUUUAAGACUCCGAGUCAUCGCCUCAAAGAGAGUCGAGCGCGGCUAGAGUCUAUGCUCUCAAAGCCAUGGGAUCCUAACAAUCUGAUCAAAGCCACUCCAGAACCACCGCAGCAGCCACCGGAGAAGAUUCAGUUACAGCCUCCACAUGUCACCAACACACCCAAAGGUAAGCAAGGCAGGACCCGCGUCAUCACGAUGUCUUUUGCACACCCUAUCAACUUUGCCUACGAGCCUCCGGACGAUGACGACUCGAAACCUUGCCAUUGGUGCAAUGAUUUCACGUACGGCAUUUUUGGUCUGGGAGAGGUCAAAGUUGAAGUGAUCGAAUACGAGGAUCAGGAUGGACUCGUCGAAAUUGAGGGAGGGCAUGUGGGCCAGGGCCACGAACCCAGCCGAAUGUGCGCCAUCUGUGCCCUGGAGCGAAUUCAUAUCGUCAACUGCCGCGAACACACUAUUUCUGCGCUGCAAGGAUACGAUCCGCUGAACUUCGACUACGACGCGGCAUUCGACAGUUUAGCUCCACUUCUUCCGGACAGCGGUAACAGCGGCGACAAAAGCAGGCCUCAAGGGCCAAAACAGAUCAACCCCUGGUGCAUGCUGUGUCCGAAUCCGGCCUUCUUCGGCUGCACCACUAUCCAGUCCGUCGAUAAAUUCCAGGAACCUGUUUGUCCAUCUUCACCGUCUGCCGUGGGUUGUGGACUUCUGCUAUGCACGAACUGUGCGCAACUAAUGCAGACAUGUCAAUCCGACAUUUAA